Molecule: messenger RNA, 1428 nt
Organism: Talaromyces marneffei
Lineage: Eukaryota; Fungi; Ascomycota; Eurotiomycetes; Eurotiales; Trichocomaceae
Exons: 3
Coding region: 1-1428 (475 amino acids)
Biological process (GO): lipid homeostasis; nuclear envelope organization
Cellular component (GO): nuclear membrane; nuclear envelope
Source: RefSeq, a predicted model, not a curated record
AUGGAGAGACGCACUGCAGAAAGUCCAAUGGACUUUGAGUGGCAGACUCGAGCUCCUGGCGAUGUCACUUCGCCGUUUUAUCAGCUGGGUCUGCAGCACGAUAAUAACAAAAAGUCAUUUACGUUCGACUCUCCGAUUAAAAAACAAACCGCUCCCACACAAUCGUUUAAUUUCUCUCAGCCCUCCCCUCAGCGAAAUGGAUCACCAACCCGGCCCGGCGCCAUCUUUGGCAAACCUUCCUUCCAAACCCCUCGCAAGUUCGAUCUGGAUUUUUCCUCCGGCGCAGAGAACAUGUCUUCACCCGAAAACGCCGAUAAUGAAGAUACGCCCGAACCAGCACACAUCAAGAAGAAAGAGAAACGAAAUUCGCUGUUCGCAAUCUACGGUCGAUGGGCCCCCAGCCCAGGCAGAGGCGAAAUCGCUCGUGUGACAAAACACACAACCGAUCCAGCACGGCGGGUUCAUAAACGGCGGAUACGUGAUCGUGAUAUUGAUCGGCAUUUGCGCAGAGAUAGCGACUAUGAUAGCGAUCGACCCAGCAGUCGGGAGGGAAACCAACCGCCAUCCAAGUUCGAGAAAAAGAAUACCGAGUCAGCGUCAUCCUCGUCGAUACAACCGCCGCAGGGCUCAACAUGGGCGCAUUUCUUUGCCUUUCUCGAUGAACAUCCCAAUCUUCCUGCAGUUUUGUCUUACUGGUUGCAGCUGGUCUGGAACCUGAUUCUUUUUUCGUUGGUUACAUGGGUUGUGGUGUCGUUCGUUUUGACGAUAAAACAAGAUAUCGACCAUGCCGCAGAUGCAAAGAGGAACGACAUUCUUACCGAAAUAUCAACUUGCAGGGAAUUGUAUGCUCAGAACAGUUGCAAUAUGGCUAGUCGACCUCCAGCGCUCAACGAUGUGUGCAACAAUUGGGAAAGGUGUAUGGAUCAGGAUCCUACCCGGGUGGCCCGCGCGACAGUCUCGGUGCAGACUAUCUCCGCUAUUAUCACUGGUUUCGUUGAUGCGAUCAGUUUCAAAGCAUUCUCUUACUUUCUUUUAACAAUCACCACCAUCACGAUCGCCAGUAACUGGUCUUUCAUUGCCUUACGACACCAAUACACUAAGAAAGAAGAUCGAUACCCAUACGCUAACCCUCAACAUCCACAAGGACAACCUCCUUAUCAACACCAACAAGCUCCUCCACUUUCAUAUCCCGCCGACGGCAAUCAAUAUCCUCUCCAAUAUCCCAAAACACCUGGUCGCGAAAACAGCCCCUCACGUCGACAACGUAGCUAUGACAGAGACGACGACAACGACGACGAACAGGAGCCGCGUCGCUUACUUCUUGAGAAUACGCCCUCGCGGAACAUGGAUUUUGUGACCGGACGCAGUCGAGAGCGUGAGCUGCAUGCGCGUACGCCUAGUCCAUCGAAGAGGGAAAGGUGGAUGUAA